Antechinus flavipes (yellow-footed antechinus) is the source of this 2164-nucleotide messenger RNA. RefSeq names its product BCL10 immune signaling adaptor (gene BCL10). Gene Ontology annotation, molecular function: protein kinase B binding; kinase activator activity; NF-kappaB binding. Gene Ontology annotation, cellular component: CBM complex; cytosol. Bases 166 to 864 code for a protein of 232 amino acids. NCBI's taxonomy places the organism in Eukaryota, Metazoa, Chordata, Mammalia, Dasyuromorphia, Dasyuridae. The transcript has 3 exons. The record is from RefSeq and is a predicted model, not a curated record. Gene Ontology annotation, biological process: canonical NF-kappaB signal transduction; positive regulation of extrinsic apoptotic signaling pathway; adaptive immune response.
AAGACUGAGAGCCGGAAGCGGAAAUUGCCGCUCCGCUCUCGGGCCUCGAGCCCCUCCGCUCUCUCUGUUGCACUCUGCCCCUCUACGGCGGGCACGGGGGCGGGGAGGUCUCUCAAGCCUCUUCAGUACCGGGGGCGGCGCGGUCUGGGUUCUGGCGCCUCCGCUAUGGAGCCCACCGCGCCCGCACUCACCGAGGAAGACAUGGCCGAAGUAAAAAAGGAUGCUUUAGAAAAUCUGAGGGUGUAUUUAUGUGAAAAAAUCAUAGCUGAGAGACAUUUUGAUCACCUACGUGCAAAGAAAAUACUCACCAGAGAGGACACUGAAGAAAUUUCUUGCAGAACAUCAAGUAAAAAAAGAGCUGGUAAGCUGUUGGACUACUUACAGGAAAACCCAAAGGGACUUGACACUCUGGUUGAAUCUAUUCGACGAGAAAAAACACAGAGCUUCCUGAUAGAGAAGAUCACAGAUGAAGUACAAAAACUAAAGAUUGUCAAACUUGAAUAUCUGAAAGGAUUGCACCACAAUAGCUACAUGCCGCCUCCACCCGGAGCAACAAAUUGCCUAUCCAGGUUAGAUUCUAAUGAGGGCGACUUCUCUGAGAAAUUGAAAGAUGGAGAUGUCACUGGUAUUUACCACCCAGCGGGGGAGGCCAGCACGGCCUCUUUUUAUUCCAGCAACGCAUCCUUUAAUUUGCCUGUGGUAGAGGUGGGCAGAAUCGAAAACAGUGUCUUCUCUUCAACUCCCCUUCCUGGGCCUGGAGACCCCGGGGCCCCUCCUCUUCCAUUAGAAUCACAGGCAGAAGAAGAAGGGAACUCCAGUGAUAUGUUUCUUCCCUUAAGAUCACGUUCUUUUUGUCGACAAUGACACUUACCACUUCUUUAAAAAGUUAUCUCAGAAAUAUUUAAAAGGGUUUAUCAAACUUUGAGAAGUUACUGUAAAUGCUUAUUAACAAGCUACUAUAGCGUUUUUAACAUUUUGUCAUGCUGUGUAAAUGGAGUAUGUAUGCAUUUUUAGGAAACUAAGAAGCGCAUUUUGAUUAUGCUGUUUACUUUUCCUGCUUUUUCAUUGUAGGAGUUUUAGUUUGGUGGUGUUUUGUUUUUUAUAUGACUUCAAUCGAAUUUUUUCCAUGAGGGACAUUUUUUUUUUUUAUAAUGUGGCCAAUUGGGUUGAAUUUGUUAUUACUAAGGCAUUGUUUUAUUUUAGAAUGUGUUCUGGAAGUGAUCAGGCCCCACUUAAUAGUUCUCACCAACAAUUGAGACUUCUUCCAAUAGAAUUUUCAGAGGUUUUCUGGAAUUGAACCUGUUGCUCACUGAUGAAGCUUCUGCGAACCAGCAGCAGUAUAGGUUUUGCUCAAAGUGUAGUGUGUGCAAACACAAAAUCCUUCUGUAAUUCAUGUAAUGCCUCUACCUCCUAAUCUAAUCUAUUGUGCCAGAUAUGCCCAUCAAGAAUGACUUGAAUGCAUUUCUCAAGAUUCUUAUGUUCUUAGUCAGAUUUGUAUUAUUAAGACAAAAGUUUUAUAACAUCAGUCAUUAAUAUUUCAUACAGGGAUUUUAUGUUUUUAAUUUCUGUGCUUUUAACUUCUCCAGGUUAUUAUCUCAAGUGUAGAUACUCUUAGAACAAAUUAUUUUCUUAAGGAAAUUCAGUCUUAUUGAACAUUGCUUGAAAUAAGUAGAGCAUUUGCUGACAAUCUUGUCAUGUGGUCUUAUCAAUUAUUAUAAUGGAAUGUCACAUUCCUUAUUCAUUUGCUGCAUUUUAUCUCAUAUAAUUAAAUUUGUUAUUGUUUACUUAUCAAUUUGACACAUAAGAUUUUUCUUAACUAUAUUAAAUUUGCAGAAGUCAAUGGGCAGAAAUGUUGUUUUUAAGUUGAAUUUUCUUUAAGAAUCUAAAUACCUAUUUCCAUUUUUAAAGCAGUACACUAAGUUUAAUUUAUUUUCAAAUGAUUGUGAUAUGUGUACUGCUAGAAAAUAAUUGUGAAUUUGUCAACCACAAACAAAAAACCUACUAUGAUAUUUUUUCAUAAGAAUAGUUCUGAACAUUUAAUUUUUUUGUUCACUCAUAACUUGAGACAUUUUGUUGCAAGAGAAAAACUGCCAUCUUUUAAACAAUUAAUUUACAGAGUAUUUGUUUUUUAAACCUUCAAAUAAUCAAUAUUUUUCUCCUUAAA